Messenger RNA from Brassica napus (rape), 387 nucleotides. RefSeq names its product glycine-rich protein 2-like. Lineage: Eukaryota; Viridiplantae; Streptophyta; Magnoliopsida; Brassicales; Brassicaceae. The record is from RefSeq and is a predicted model, not a curated record. Gene Ontology annotation, molecular function: zinc ion binding; nucleic acid binding. The transcript has a single exon. Bases 1 to 387 code for a protein of 128 amino acids.
AUGAAGAACAGUGAAGCUAGACCUGUUGGAACAGCACCAUUACCGGAAGCUAAUGAGGUUGAAAAGAAAGAACCCAACGAGUGCAAUUACGUUCAAAACAAUAAGAGAUCACACGGCAAUGGCCGUGGUGGUUACAAGGGGCGUGGCAGUGACAAUUACUCGAACAGCCGAGACAACUACUCGACCGGCCGGAAAGGAAACCACAAUAACCGUGGUCGUGGUUCCAAUUAUGGCCGUGGCCGAGGCAGUUAUGGCCGUGGUCGAGGCGGCAUAUUCAAACCGUCUUACUCGACCAAAUCCGUUUGUCACAGAUGUGGAAUGGGAAACCAUUGGGCCAAUAACUGUAGAACCCUAAGCACUUAUGUGAGCUCUACCAAGAAAGUCUGA